Molecule: messenger RNA, 2070 nt
Organism: Nerophis ophidion (straightnose pipefish)
Lineage: Eukaryota; Metazoa; Chordata; Actinopteri; Syngnathiformes; Syngnathidae
Gene: kdf1a
Product: keratinocyte differentiation factor 1a
Exons: 4
Coding region: 345-1517 (390 amino acids)
Biological process (GO): regulation of epidermal cell division; keratinocyte development
Cellular component (GO): cell junction
Source: RefSeq, a predicted model, not a curated record
AUCGUGACGUCACCACUUACCUGUGGGCUGGCAGCUGUGCUAGCCCGGGUUAGCUUCAGCCUGCAGGUAGCCGCCAAACAUUGGGCGACUCUCUACAACACCACACUGUAAAGUGUCUCCCACUAGGGCACAACACAGAGGACUUCCCGUAUCUUCCCAUUCAUGUCUCAUUUGGUGAACGCGGCGACAUUUUUCUUCACCAAAGUUGGAAGACUUUCUUUCGUUUUGAGAUCUUAGCGGGGAAUUUUUUUAUUAUUUUCUUUCGACUUCCGCCCUCAAGUCAUUUGGGAUACAAACUAACACAAACAGCUCUCUCUCUUAUGCGGUCUGGGGGGUUCUGAGCCAUGCCUGGCCGCAGCACUGGGCCCCCGCCGGCAUCCCGCCACCACAAACAUCACAGCUCCAGACCGGGGAAGUACAGUGAGGCUCCAGCUAUACUCAGGGAGAGCACAACCAGCAAAGAUUCUUAUGGCCAGCAUCAUCACAACGUCCACUUCCACUACUCGGACACCAAACAAGUUCGCAGAGCACCCCCACGCAACGGCAGCGGAAGGGGCUCAGAGACGAUCGGCUUCAUUCCUGGUUCCGCAGACAACACGCGUACCAGCAGACAUGCCUGUGGCUCCUGUGCGUCUAUGGGCUGGAGCGGCUGCAAGGCUCUUAUCUGCUGCGUCCUGACCUGUGGAUUUUACGGCAGCCGAGAGCCCUGCUUGCCCGCUAACGAGAGCUCCACAGACCAUCCCCCUAAAACAAGUAGUCAGCCCCACCCUCCUAAUGGCAUUGCUGUUACAAACACUACUCAUCUUGAACCCAGCAAGUCCACUAAAUCCUAUAAGGGGCCCACUAGUGACAGUUUCCGCUACCCGGAUGUGCGCAUCGCAGGUCAAACGGUGCAGUAUCCGGCGUCGGCCCCCAAACAGAACCGUAUGUCGGGCCGGGGGGAAAGCCACCGGCCAAUCAGCAACACGAGCCUGUUGUCCCGUGAUGACUACGACUUGGAUGACCUGAGCGACACAGGCACGGAUAUUGACUCACUUAUCACCAAGAAGCUGCUGGAGCUGUACGCCCUGCACCAGAUCGACCAGCUGGCAAAGUGCACGUCUGACUCGUCGUUCUCCCGCAAGACCAACGAGAUCAGCGAGCUCAUAUACAGCAUCGCCCAGGACUACAACCUGGAGGAGCAGGAGGCCGAGUGCAAGCUGGUGCAUGGAGUGAUCCGCAUCAGCACCCGCAAGGGGAAGAAAAACAAGAGUCAUCAUUCUGCAGGACAGCGUCUUAACGGGCGGAAUGACGGCACGCUGCCCGACAGUGGCAACGAGACCAUGACCUUCAUGAGCAGUGACUUCCCAGAGGUGAAGGUGUCGGAGCAGACGUCCUCAGACAAGCUGGCCAGGAAGAUGAGACAUAACAGCGAUAACAGCGGGAGAUCAUAUUCGUCCAGCACUGCCAUGGCAUAUUCCCCCUACCAGCAUGACACAGAGACCGACUCGUCAGGUGCUCCCCUGCUGCUUCUCUAACACGUUACCUCACGUUAGGAUUUAUCCUCUAUGCUUUCUGAGCGCUGGCUGGUCAUUUUAGUGCUGCUACUGUUACAUGCUAUCAUGAUGUCAUUUACUGUACCCCUCCCCACUAUAGACAGAUUUUAUACACAUAUGAGAGAGACUGUUGCUUUUUAUACAAUGUAUUUGUAAAGAGUUUGGAGUUGGCAUUGUCAUGUUGAAAAGAUGUGUGCGUACACUGCAAGCAGGUUUGGCAGUCAGACAGGAGGAUGGUAGAACGUGAAUGUUUAUACAGUGGAGGCGAUUGUGCAGGUUUUGUCAGGGCUCAUUAACUCAGGCCUUUUUAACACCACUGAAUUUAUGUUUUCACUUGAUACUGUAAAGCUUUCUGCUUUUUUAAGCCAUAUUUCCUGCAAGUCAUGUUAUAUAUUAUUAAGUUACUUUCUGGGUUAUUAAACCAAAUGUGAUAUUUGGACACUGUAUUUUUUUAUUCAGCGAUGAGUACUGAUUUGGACAGAAUAGUUACUUCUUGUCUUGUUUGAUGUUAGUUCAAUAAAGCUGUAUAUUUGUA